This is a messenger RNA of Empidonax traillii (willow flycatcher), 6141 nucleotides long. RefSeq names its product dipeptidyl peptidase 4 (gene DPP4). Gene Ontology annotation, biological process: proteolysis. The record is from RefSeq and is a predicted model, not a curated record. Gene Ontology annotation, molecular function: dipeptidyl-peptidase activity; serine-type endopeptidase activity. The coding region runs from base 35 to 2308 and encodes 757 amino acids. Lineage: Eukaryota; Metazoa; Chordata; Aves; Passeriformes; Tyrannidae. The transcript is spliced from 26 exons.
CGCUCGCACCGCCGCCCCCGCCCCGCUCCGCACGAUGCCGAGCUUCCUGAAGUGGCUGCUGGUGACCGUGGGGGUCGCCGUGGCGGUCGUGGCGAUCACCGUGCCCCUGGUGAUUCUCACCGGCAAAAGUCCCUCGAAGUCUGAUUCACGAAAAACGUACACUCUACAGAAUUACUUGAACAAUGACUAUUCGUACAAACCCCAUAAUUUGCAGUGGAUUUCAGGAAAUCAGUAUCUCCAUGAAACAAAUGGGAACAUCCUGCUUAUCAGUGCUGACAGUGGAACAUCCUCAGUAAUCUUGGCGAAUACAACAUUAGAUAAGUACAAGGCAAGCACAGCUAUAUUGUCUCCUGACCAAAAGUUUGCUCUUCUGCGGUACAACUACAGAAAGUUGUGGAGGCAUUCCUUUACAGCUUCGUAUCACAUCUAUAAUUUCAGUAGCAGCUCUAUCUUAGAUGAUGGACUACUACCUAAUGAUACACAAUAUAUAUCCUGGUCACCUGUUGGUCACAAACUGGCAUAUGUUUGGAAAAAUAAUGUUUAUGUAAAAGCUUCACCAACAGCAGAAUCUAAGGAAAUCACUCAAAAUGGAGAAGAAAAUAAAAUUUUCAAUGGAAUACCAGAUUGGGUCUAUGAAGAGGAAAUGUUUAGCACCAAUUCUGCUCUUUGGUGGUCUCCAAAUGGCAAUUUUCUGGCAUAUGCUGUCUUUAAUGAUACAGAAGUUCCUGUUAUAGAGUAUUCCUUUUAUUCUGAGGACACCUUGCAGUAUCCAAAGACCAUUAAAAUCCCAUAUCCCAAGGCAGGAACUACAAAUCCAAUUGUGCGAUUCUAUAUUGUGGAUACCAGGUCAUUACCAAAUCCCAUCCCUGUUGAAAUUCCUCCACCUACAGAAAUAAAAUCAGGGGACCAUUAUUUGAGUGCUGUAACAUGGGUGACAGAUGAAAGGAUUUGUCUGCAGUGGCUCAGAAGAAUUCAGAAUUUUUCAGUCCUCACAGUCUGUGACUUUGAAAAUGGUAAUUGGUCAUGUCCACAGGGAAAACAACAUACGGAAGAAAGCACAACUGGCUGGAUUGGCAGAUUUCAGCCAUCUGUCCCUUACUUUGCACCCGACAAUGCUACCUACUACAAAGUCCUCAGCAACGCAGUAGGUUAUAAGCACAUCCAUUACAUAAACGGCUCACAGGCUCCAGUACCUGUUACUUCAGGGAGGUGGGAAGUAAUCAGCAUAGAAGCUGUAACAAAAGACUUUUUAUACUACAUUAGUAAUGAAAAUGAUGGAAAGCCAGGAGGAAGAAAUCUCUAUAAAGUGCUCUUGGAAAGCAGUCCAAGUUCUACUAAAUGUGUUAGCUGUGAUCUGAAUCAAGAAAGAUGCCAGUAUUAUUCUGUGUCCUUCAGCAAAGAUGCACAGUAUUAUCAGCUAAAUUGUCUUGGUCCUGGCCUGCCCAUGUCUACUCUGCACAGAAGCACUGAUGAUCAAGUCCUCAGAUACUUGAAAAAUAACACUGAACUGGAAAAUGCAUUGAAAGAUAUUCAGAUGCCUUCAAAAAAAUUUGGCUCCCUUAGUGUAGGUGGAUACAACCUGUGGUAUGAAAUGUUACUGCCUCCCCAUUUCGAUUCAUCAAAGAAGUACCCUCUGCUCCUUGAUGUAUAUGCAGGGCCUUGUAGUCAGAAAGUAGACUAUACCUUUGAGCUCAGCUGGGCUACUUACCUUGCAAGCACCGAGCAGAUCAUUGUGGCCAGCUUUGACGGCAGAGGAAGUGGAUACCAAGGCGAUGAAAUUAUGCAUGCAAUAAACCGAAGACUGGGAACAUAUGAAGUGGAAGAUCAGAUAGCGGCAGCCAGAAAAUUUUCAGAAAUGAGCUUUGUUGAUAAGGACAGAAUAGCUAUUUGGGGUUGGUCGUAUGGGGGAUAUGUGACCUCCAUGGUGCUUGGCUCUGGAAGCGGCGUGUUCAAGUGUGGAAUAGCGGUUGCCCCCGUGUCACAUUGGCAAUAUUACGAUUCAAUAUACACAGAGAGAUACAUGGGCCUUCCUACAGCAAGUGAUAAUCUGAACAACUAUAAUAAUUCAACCGUAAUGGCCAGAGCUGAAAAAUUCAAGGAUGUUGAAUAUCUCCUUAUUCAUGGAACAGCAGAUGAUAAUGUUCACUUUCAGCAAGCAGCACAGAUUUCCAAAGCUCUUGUUGAUGCCGAAGUGGAUUUUCAGGCAAUGUGGUAUACUGACAAAGACCAUGCCAUCUCCGGUCAAGCACAUAAGCAUAUUUAUACCCACAUGAGCCACUUCCUAAAGCAGUGUUUCUUGCUGCCCUAGAACCAGCAUUUUGCCUGUUAGUGAUGGUACUUCUUCAGAAAACUCUCUUGAUCGUGUAGUCUGAGCCAGUAUAAAUCAAGAUGAGAUAAGAGUCAGCUCUUGGGAUACCAGUGUACAUAAUGAAAUGCUAAUCUUUAUGAUUUCUGUUGCCAAGCAACUACUGCAUUUUUACUGAUUGUGGUUAAUCAGGUCUUAACAUCACCAGAAUGAUGUUGCAGACUUCUAGGAAGCAUAGUACUUCCUUCAGUUUUUUAUUAGUUUUUGGCAUUUCAGUCUAAAUGAGAAGCCAUCCAGUUUGUGUAUUAUGGUAAUGAAUGAUAAAAAUGCCACAGAGGAACCAAUGUGGAAAUCAGUUGCAGAAUAAAAGCAAAGAUGUUUCUAUCAAAAAUGAAAUGUAUCCUGGGAUCAUUUCUGUGAAAACACUGACAAAAAGUUUUGAACGAAUUCUGUAAUGCUUGCUAAUUAUUAUUUUAAGAUCAUCAUCAGGAAUACUGUGAUGUUAAUAUUUUCUGUGCAGAAUGAAAGGCUGUUUAUACUGCUGUUCCUUAAAUUAAUGUCUUCUCUGCAAUCUCUUGGAUUACAAUUGUAGAAGUCUUACAAGGAAAGCAUGUAUCCAGCUUUCACCAAACAUUUUGAAUGAUACCUACUCAAACCAAUGUCACUGCAUUCCUUCGUUUGAUAUUAUUAUAUAGAACUGUGAUUAUUUCUUAUUUUUAUAGUAAAAAAGGCUGCUGGUCGGCGAGUCUGCUCUGGUAAAAUCUUCCCUGUGAACUCUAAAAGACCACCAUUGGUUUUUUUAAUGUAGAAGUUUCUUAUUUACCGAUGAAUAGGCUCUCUUCCUUACAUUCAAACAUAAAACAUUACAAUGAAAAAUAGCAGUCACUUAAAGCAAGAGCUGGACCAUCACUCUUCUGUGAACGUGCUCUUUGGCAAACCUGCUUUUCCUUACAGCCUACCAGUAAAGGUCUGAGUUGUCUUCAGCAUUCCAGGUAGGCUUCUCCAUCUGAGGAUAAGAUUAGUUUUCUCAAUUUCACAUAGCUAGAAAAGAUGCAACCCACUUGUACUUAAAAACUGUGCUGCUUUAAAAUAAUAAUGACAUCAAGUCAUUAAAGGAGGUAUAGUCCAUAUAAUUGAAAAUGUUGCUUUAGAAAAAAAAAACCUUUUAGAGUUUUUACAAAAAUCCCUAUUAAUUUUAAGGGAGAUGUACAGCGAAGCUUCUGUUUUCGUGUAAUGGUAUCAUGUAAUGGAGUGUGACAUGAUUAGCUAACACUUACCUUCUUGAUAUUACAUGCCAGCCUGUGAUUAUGUCUGUAUUGUGGGUUAUUAGUGGCAUUAGGUGUGAAUGUAAAAAGUACUCCUGCAGACGGCUAAAGCAUGGGGGACAAUGUGAAGACACUUUGUGCAGCUUGUCCUUAAAUGAUAAAAGAGAAAGGAGGCUGACGUAGAAAAUAAGGUUUUGUUUUCACAAAGAAACCACGAAUCACUCGACCCGCAAAAUAAGGUGUUGGGGUUUUUUUUGAAACACACUGGAGCUGGGUUUUACAAAUACCAUCUUGGGUUCAAGGCAGGAGUGGUUCUAAUAUAGACUGGCACCACUGUUAAAGUUUUGUUGGAGUACAGGCUGUCAGUUGUCUCCAAGAGGUUAUAGUAUCACAUCUCUCACUCUUUUGACUCAAGGGAAGGAAACAUAAAUCAAUAUAAGGUAGAUCACAGCAAUACACAGGUUAUAAAAAAAGAUUAUCGUUAGGAACUUAAAGAUGGCUUGUGUACGCAAUGGUAAAUAGUUGGGAUUUAUUUUAAUAUUAUCACUUACAGUGUCAUAAAGACAAAAAAAGUAUUUCUGUAAUCUGAAAAACUACUUUAACUAGGCUCUCAUUCAAUAACUGCAGGUAUUAGUGUAAUCAGAGAAGGAUUCUUUGAAAAAAAAAAACCUAGAAAUUAUAUGGUCUGGGUAAGCCUUUCAUUAAGUAAAGAUGCAAUUCUUUGCAUCUGACAUACCUUAAUGAUGCUAGCAUCUCACUGGGAAGCUCUUCUGUAUUCUUUUUACAUAGUCCUCUUUUAAUUGUCUUAUCUACGAGGCAUAACAAAAUACAAUGCUAAUUAUCUUAAAUUUCUUUGUCUGGAAAGCAGCUUAUAUCCUGCUGAUAAGGAAUGAUGGAACUACUAAAACAACAACAAAAAAGUUUUAUUGCUAUAAUAAGUGUCCUAAUAAACAUCAAUUCAGUGUCAAAUUUUUCACUCUGGUAGAAGUCCCUCAGCUCCAAAAAUAAUGCAAGCACUAAGAUAAUAUAGCUGCCUGAGGGAACUGAGAACUUGCUUGAACUGCAUCAGCAUGGGUAAAUACCUAAAACUGAGGCAGCAAAACAAAGCCAGCUCAUUCCAUUAUGAUACAAAGCCAGAAAUCACUUGUGCCUGAGGAGUGCCUCAUGUUAGUUAGGCAGCUACCAAUUUCCUUUUUGCUUUGCAUUUUUUUUUCCUGUGUGAAAGGGAUAUUUAAGUUUGUUGUACAGUAUUUACAGUUUGUGUAAAUUCCUGACAGAAGUAGCUGAAACCUGAGGUGUGAUUGUUACCAUUCAUAGGGUGGAAGGCUGAUAGUCUUUGUUUUAAAAACUGGUAAAGAAGCUCAAAGGGAUUUAAGUAAGAUGGAAUCAAUACUAUAAAUAAUACUGGGCUUUAAGGCCUGAAAGUUUUUCAGUAUCAGAAGUUUGCUGUCCUGAGAUGAGCAGAAGAACUGAGGAAUUUUCAGUUGUAUGAUCUUACCUAUAAACACUAAAAAGACUCAACCCAGACUGCAUGGUCUGCAUCACUUCUCUCAAGAGCAAGGGGGAUGAACUUGUGAUUAGUAAAUUCCCGUUUUCUUCCUGCAACAGGGCAGCUGUGUGCUAUCCCUGCUGUCAAACUUACUGUUAGAGUCAGAGCAAGUCAUCAUCAAUUACACCCAGUGAGACAACACUGAUAAUGUUGCAUGUUUCAGGGAUAUUCCACUUGGAAAUGGAGCAAUACUAGGCUCUACCAUUCAUUAAUUUGUGAAGCAAAAUGUCAGGUAGACAUUUCAAAUACCAUAUGAUAUUGCAAACCUGUUCUGGGUCUUGCAGUGUAAAAAUAAAAUUGAAAAUUAGUUAGGAUAAAUAUUUAUUAUCACAUAACAUAUCUUAAUUGUGAAAAACACAAUAGUCUAUUCACAUGUACACAUAAGCUUUUGUAAUAAAUUACAUCCAAGAAAUUGAGUAAUUUUGACCAGGAAUAUGAAAUUAGAAGUAAAUAUAGCACUACAUCUGCUUUAUACUGUGUGUGAUUUCAGAAUGUUAAGAUUAACAUUGGAAUAGCAUUUAAAUUCACGCAAAACCAGAGUGUUUUAAAAUAAAACCUCUCUGAAAUACUGAACAGAAAUACAGAAUGCCAUUGAAUACACUGACUUCUUAAUAUUCUAAGAGUUGGUCAAGUGAAGCUAAUACAUUUUGAUUGUACACAUUAUCUGUAACAAAGUAAGUCAGCAACGUGUUAAAACACCAUCAGGCUGCUUUCAGAACAAACCAGUAUUGAGCUCCUAUACUAACCUUAAAACAACUGGAAUCUUACAAUUUAUCAUCAAGUACACAAAACAAAGCAUUUAACCGUAAUGCAUCAGCGUUUUUUCCUAAAUUUACAAAUACAAACAUUGAAUUAAAUGUAAAUCCUUCUUUGUGUCCACUAGAUUUUUUUUUUCUCCAUAAAAAUGGCUUUUAAUGGGCUUUAAUAACGUUAAGGUAAAUUUAGAACAGUGACCCUAAUAAGUUUGCAGCAAAAUGCAAUUAUUUAUGGCUAAAGUAGUAAAACAUACACACUCACAUACA